Molecule: messenger RNA, 810 nt
Organism: Penicillium soppii
Lineage: Eukaryota; Fungi; Ascomycota; Eurotiomycetes; Eurotiales; Aspergillaceae
Product: androgen-induced gene 1 family protein
Exons: 6
Coding region: 1-810 (269 amino acids)
Cellular component (GO): membrane; endomembrane system
Source: RefSeq, a predicted model, not a curated record
AUGGCUGAAGCUUUGAUCAAUAGGCACCCGCUCCAGCGACUGCCGAGUCCUUCUCGGACUUUUUCUGCUUUGGUUCAUUUUCCCGUUUCAGGAACUGACGGGUUGGCCUCCAGCUGGCUGGACUUUCAAGCUUCUUAUGGUCUUUCAAAUAGUAUGAAACCCCUCGUUUCUUUACCUAAACAAGUUGCUAAUAUGCCUGCAGCUUGCAUGACAACCCCAACGAGGCCAUAUGGUUGGCAUUUUCAAUAUUUAACUGUCAUUGGCCUGUCAUUGUCAACCCUCACGUUUUUCGUUGCCCUACUGGCGGAUAUUACCUUGUCCCGCCGACUGUUUUUACUCAAGAAUAUCCUUUCAAUAUGCAGUGCUCCACUCGAGGUCUUGAUUAGUAUCUUGUACUGGGGUCUUCGCUUGAUCGAUGAACGUUUGGUGGUUCCCGAAUGGGUCGUCAUUCCUCUUCAUGCCGAUAUAAGCCUCCACGCAACCCCAUCGGUGGUGAUGUUGAUUGAUCUACUGCUGCUCUCGCCACCGUGGACAAUUUCCAUAAUUCCUGCGCUCGCAGUAUCUGGCACCAUUGCUUUCGGGUACUGGUUUUGGAUCGAGCAAUGCUUCGCCAUCAAUGGAUGGUACCCAUAUCCGAUCUUCGAAGCUCUGCCCACCGAAGGCCGCAUUGGUCUCUUCACUCUCAGUGCCACUGUGAUGGCACUUAGCACCAUAACCCUUAAAUGGUUAUUUGGACGUGUCAAUGGCUUCGGUAGCCCUAUCCAGCCGCAAUCUCGCCCAGGUGAUAUCAAGCGCAAGGAAGGUCUAUAG